Molecule: messenger RNA, 1821 nt
Organism: Xyrauchen texanus (razorback sucker)
Lineage: Eukaryota; Metazoa; Chordata; Actinopteri; Cypriniformes; Catostomidae
Product: interleukin-34-like
Exons: 7
Coding region: 392-1018 (208 amino acids)
Biological process (GO): positive regulation of cell population proliferation; positive regulation of macrophage differentiation; positive regulation of protein phosphorylation
Molecular function (GO): cytokine activity; macrophage colony-stimulating factor receptor binding
Source: RefSeq, a predicted model, not a curated record
AGUUGAGUCCACUGAAAAGUGAAAGUAAGAGUCCCAUCGACUGGCGCUAAUUACUCGGUGUGCACUUCUCAGUAGAGAAGGCUGUAAAUGGGCAUAUAGCGACUUAAACCUACAGAUGUAAUAUUAAGAAAGGGAGUUUCCAAGUCAUCUGGGUGGACAUUGCAUUGAAAAGGAGGCGAAUUUAAUGCUUCAUCCAGUUUUCUGCACGCCUGGAACUGUCAGCGGUCGUAUCCACAAGGUUAUGCAAACAAUUAUAUGUGGUUGAUUAAAGAGAGCCUGGCUUAUCGCAUCGAAAGACCAAGAGGACAGAAGAAUAUUCCGGAGUUCAGAGAGGUUUGUGCCGGGGCCCCAUUACAGUGCAAAGGCUAAUAAGCAGAGUAUUAGCAGAACCAUGCUCAAGCCCAAAUGCCGGCUCCUCAGGGUGUUGUUAGGUUUUAUUUGUGUAUUACCAGUGUGCAUUAGUGCGGCACCAGAUCUCUGUGCAUCUCUGAAAACAGUAAGGGACAGCCUAAACAUAACUCUUAGGAGACGCUAUAUGAAAACAAACUUUCCCAUUAACUAUACCAUUCAAGUGCAUUAUGAGGAGGUGUUCAGGCUGCGCAACAUCAGCAGACUGAGGAAUGAAGAGCAGCCGGUAGAGCUGAGUGAUUUACAGGAUUUGUGGCUUUUGGUUAGUCAGGAGGGUAUAAAGAAGAUUUUAAGGAUGCUGCCAGAGAGGCAUCCUACACGCCGUCAAUACCUCUCCAAUCUGGAGAACCUCAUCAGAAAUUUCCAGGUGCUAUAUAACCAACACAAUCCCAGAGAUGAGGAGAGAGAACUUCCAGAGAGCAUACAGCACAUCUGGGAUCACUUGAGGGACCCAUAUUACAAGGGUUGGAAAUCUGUUACACCAAAGUUCUUAUUAGACAACUGUUAUCGGACCAUGCUUUGCCUUUUCAAAGACUGCUUCUCAACAGAAGAUGGCAACUAUGACUAUUGUGAAGUCCUCAACUGGAGGAAAGGAAAAAAAACAACAUAGCAGCAGAUGCAAGCAUUCUGAUCCUGUUUUUAUGUUGUUGGCGUAGGUGUAAAUGGGUGUUACUCGGUUUAUGUAAUGGCACGCAGCGUGCUUGUGUGUCUUUUGUCCUAGUCUCCCAAGAUGAAAAAAGCAGCAGCCAUCUCACCACUUGGAAAAAACGUACUAACCCUGCAACUAUUGCUCUCCAUCAUUCAAAACCAUGCCUUUAUACGUCCAUCCACCCAACUGCCCACUUAAUUGUUUGCAUUUUUAUAUUUAUGCAGUAUUUUGCUAAUAUAUGACCAAGUAUGCACUGUGCACAUGCUUUAUUGUGGAGAGCAGCUUUGAUUCUGCACUGUAGAAUUGUAUUUAGGUAAUUACAAAAAGUCUUUGCCACUGUGACUUAUAUUUCCUAGGAAAAUAAAUAUGGUGUUUUUGAUGUAUGCCAAAAUUGUAUAUUGUCAUCACCACGUUGUAAAUGUUCCUGAAUUUGUUUAUGUAAGAUGUACAAGUAACAUGGAGCUUCUUUUGUACGUAUCAUUUGCAUGCAAAUGUUGUGCUGACUGCUGGCUUGGUUGGCAAUGGUUGCUUUUACCCAAAGUUUCUGUACUUUUGUGCUUUACUGCUGGUCCAAUGUUGAAAGAUUGCACCAAAUUAUUACUAAAUGUCCUAUAAAAUGCCGUUUUAUGAGAUCAGGUGGAUUUGAUACCAUAUUUUCAUAUGUUUUAUGCACAGAUUUUAGUCGUGGUUAUUUAUUUGGACUCCUGCCACAGAAUGUUCUGGGAACUGUUGUAACAUGGAUUGAAAAAUAAAUCUCUCACUAU